Pieris macdunnoughi is the source of this 1089-nucleotide messenger RNA. NCBI's taxonomy places the organism in Eukaryota, Metazoa, Arthropoda, Insecta, Lepidoptera, Pieridae. The record is from the annotation of a GenBank genome assembly.
AUGGCGGAGAAACGCCGUUUUUUCUACACUGCCGAAACAUUAAUUGGCCGUUGGCUACCGAAUAGCGUCAGCGUUAAUGUUUUGAUUGAAGCUGCCGAUGAAUCUUUUUGCACUAAAACUAAGUUCCGAUCGCAAAAUCCUUCGCCUCCCUGGUGGGAUCAUGAAUGUACAACUGCAAUAAAAACAAGAAAACAGGCUGAAAAAAAUUACUGUGAGGAGAUGUCAGAAGAAAAUUUCGAGUUAUAUUUAGAAUCUGCCCGUAGUGCUAAAAAAUUGUUUAAGAAAAAGAGAUAUGAUGGUUGGCAAUCAUUUUGUGCCUCCAUUAGCCCAGACGUCAGCCCGUCAGAGGUCUGGCGUAAUAUUCGUAGAUUUAGAUCUGCAUAUAAUAAUUCUCCCUCUUCUAAAUUACCGCUAACCCUAGCUGAUCAGUUCAUGGAUCAUCUUGCACCCCCUUCUGUACCGGAACAGGGAUUUCCUCCAUUAUCUAUUCCUGCUUACAUUUCCGAUGACCAAACUGGAUUAAACGCUCCUUUCUCUUUGAUCGAACUUAAAGGUGUACUCAAUAACGUAAAAGACUCUACUCCAGGAGAAGAUGGGAUUCCAUAUUCUUUUUUGAAAAACCUUUCGGACCGUGUGCUGAUGCUGUUCUUAAAUAUUAUAAAUUCUAUUAUGAUUUCUGGGUGCAUUCCCAAGUCUUGGAUCACUCAAUCUAUUAUCCCUAUUUUAAAAGACAAUAAACCAGCCGAUGAUCCUUCUUCUUACAGACCUAUUGUCCUUUCUUCUGUUUUAAUGAAAACAGCAGAACACCUAGUUAAAAUCCGUUUAGAAUGGUUUUUAGAGAGUAAAAAUCUAUUAGCAACGUCACAAUUCGGUUUUAGGAAAAGUAGAAGCACAAUGGAUAGCUUAGGGGAAAAUUGCUUCAAUAUGCUCAGUGAAAGAUACAUUAAUUUAUUUAUCGAAGAUGUCAAACUAUUCCGGACUGUGUGGAAAGGAUUACCACAGGGUUCUGUGCUCAGUCCUUUGCUCUAUAACAUCUACACAUAUGAUUUAGAAACAUCAUUGCAGGCAUCAGCAAACGUACUACAAUAA